UAUGUUUCUGUUUGGGUCUCAUCUUAAAGCAGUGAGAGUUAAAAGUCCCAGAACGCCAGUUAGUGUUAAGGCUGUAGCCAAAUGCUUUCCUUUCCUUAGAGCUGACGUUAUCCACCCACGCUCAGGAGCCUUUGGUACUGGCGGCCUCCCGAGAACGCUGGAAGACAGAGGACUGGGUGUAAACUGAAGUCUGCCAAGUGGUCCAGAGACUCUUGAGGAAAAUGAAGUUUCCCUGCUUAUCCUUCCGGCAGCCCUAUGCUGGUUUAAUCUUAAAUGGAGUCAAGACUCUUGAGACACGUUGGCGCCCCCUGUUGAGAAGCCUUCAGAAAUGUACCAUUGCCAUCCACAUUGCUCAUAAGGACUGGGAAGAUGAUGCUUGGCAGGAGGUGCUGAUGGAGAGGUUGGGGAUGACCUGGACACAGAUUCAGACCUUACUACAGGCAGGAGAAAAAUACGGCAGAGGGGUGAUAGCUGGACUUGUUGAUAUUGGAGAGACUUUUCAGUGUCCAGAAACCUUAGCUGCUGAGGAGGCUGUGGAACUGGAAACUCAAGCUGUGCUAACCAACCUGCAGCUGAAGUACCUCACUCAAGUUUCAAAGCCCAGGUGGUUACUGGAGCCCAUACCUAGGAAAGGGGGAAAGGAUAUAUUCCAGGUAGAUAUCCCAGAGCACCUGAUCCCACUGGAGAAAGAAUGAAUGCUUGGAAAACAACUGAAGAAUGGCUCUGCCAGUAGACCAUCAGAAUGUGCCCCUCCAGAUCUCAAUCUGGGCGACUCAAAUCCACUCCUACAGAGCACAGCUCACUACGUACUGUUUCGAGACUGCUCUGCCCUCAGGAAGGGGAUGGCAGUAAAGACAACCCUCAUGCUGUGGCUCUGCCAGCAAAGUGACAGAGCCUUGAGAACUUUGGACUUUAAGGAAAAGGAAACCUCCCAGGAAAUGAUAUUUCACUGAAGUUCAUUUUACUCCUGCUGUUUUCUGAAUUGCACAAAUAAAUUGGCGAAUAGUUAAGUGUU
Molecule: messenger RNA, 1015 nt
Organism: Mus pahari (shrew mouse)
Lineage: Eukaryota; Metazoa; Chordata; Mammalia; Rodentia; Muridae
Exons: 3
Coding region: 222-695 (157 amino acids)
Source: RefSeq, a predicted model, not a curated record